AUGCCUCCCAAGCCGGAGCAGAAAGCGCGCAAGAUCACCCACCCCAGCGCGAGCAUCGUCGUCCUCUCCCCCACAAACCAGGUCCUCCUCCUCCACCGCGUCCGCCACUCCCGCUCCUUCCCCUCCGCCCACGUCUUCCCCGGCGGCAACUUGUCCCCCUUCCACGAAGGGGACGUCCCCGGACCGGACGACCCCCAGCGGCAUGUCGACUCGCUGGCCUACCGCCUGGCCGCCAUCCGCGAGACCUUUGAGGAGAGCGGCAUCCUGCUCGCCAAGCCGAUCGCUGCUGCUGGCAAGGACGAGGCCCUGCUAGACGUGCCGGAGCAGGAGCGCCAGCGGGGGCGCGCGGCCGUGCACGCCGAGACGCUGCGCUUCGAGGAGUGGGUGCGCGGCGUGGGCGGCGCGCCGGAUGUGGACGGGCUGGUGCCCUUUACGCGGUGGGUCACGCCGACCAACAUGCCCAAGCGGUUCACGACGCAGAUGUACCUGUACCUCAUGCCUCUGUCUGCGACCACCUCGGUAGGCACUGGCGGCGGCGAGGAGGUGGUCCAGCACGUCCCUUCUUCCGACGGGGGGCUGGAGCACACCGCCGCGGAAUUCGAGGACGCGGCGGCGUGGCUCGGCCGGGCGCGGCGGAACGAGAUCAUCGUCUUCCCGCCGCAGAUGUAUCUGCUGUCUCUCGUCGCGAGGUUUACCUCCUCAACGGCGACGGACUAUGCGGCGCAGCGGGAGAAGCUGCUCGCGUUCGUCACGCGGCCCGACCCGGCGACGGGCAAGUUCGACGCCAGCGGAAAGACCGGGAAGAUCCCGUGGGGCGAGAAGGUGAUGAGCCCGCGGAUGCUGUUCACCAUGCGCGACGGCAGGCAGGCGCUGGCUGUCGACGGUCCCGGGCCGGAGCUCAAGAGCAGCGGGAGGGGAGGCGACGGGAGCAGGAUCGUGCUCGUGCGGUUCAAGAAGGAAGGGCCGCGGGAUGUGGAGAUCAGGGGCAGGGCGGAGGUGAUGGAGGCUUAUAGGGCUGAGCAGGCGGAGGAGGAAGGGGAGAAGGGGGCGAAGCUCUAG
Molecule: messenger RNA, 1059 nt
Organism: Thyridium curvatum
Lineage: Eukaryota; Fungi; Ascomycota; Sordariomycetes; Thyridiales; Thyridiaceae
Exons: 1
Coding region: 1-1059 (352 amino acids)
Cellular component (GO): mitochondrion
Molecular function (GO): hydrolase activity, acting on acid anhydrides, in phosphorus-containing anhydrides
Source: RefSeq, a predicted model, not a curated record